UCGGAAGGACGAGAUACAAAAAGUGCAUAAAGGGUUUAAUCACGAUAUCUUCGCAAAUUCAGGGAGGAUUUUAAGUCUUUUUUUGACGAUACCAAAACAAAAAGGGGUUAGUUCUCCAUCGCGAGCGUAUAAAAGGCGAUAUAUUUGAUCCAGCAGAGCCUCAGAAAGAAAGAAAAAACAUCUGAACGUGGAUAUAUAUUAGUAUAUAAAGAGAAUUGAGCAAAAAUGGCGACCGCGACGACCAUCAAAGAGGCUAUUAUUCGUUUCGAGGAGGGUGAGUACAACCGUCGGCUGCACGCCGCGCCGCCCGGAACCGAUCCGGAGAGCAUCCACAAGGUGGUUGCCGCGGAAGAACCAAAGGUUUUACUGAUUGGGAUGCUUCCCCCCAUCGUGAAGAUGGAUAAGGAUAUCACUCAGCUCAAGGCUUGCGUACACCUAGGGCUUAGCACGAAUGCGAUUGAAAAAAUAGGUCCUGGUUUAAAGGAGCUGAAAAAUCUGCGAAUCCUUUCCCUCGGGCGCAAUAACAUUCGCAAGCUGGAGCAGCUUGAUAUCCCGCAUCUCGAACAGCUGUGGAUCUCUUACAAUAAAAUUGACAAGCUCACCGGGUUGGAUAAGCUCAAGAACUUACGGAUUCUAUACAUGAGUAAUAAUUUGGUGAAUAGCUGGACGGAAAUCGACCGACUAUCAAAUCAAUGCCCAGAAUUGGUGGAUGUUCUUUUUGUGAAUAAUCCUAUUUAUAAUAGCGCGCCGAGCACGCAGGAGUAUCGAUAUAUGAUGCUGCAGCGCCUGACCAAGCUUACCUGUUUAGACGGCAUACCAGUGGAUCCAGAGGAGAGAGAAGAGGCGGAUCGACGGCGUUAA
This is a messenger RNA of Phytomonas sp. EM1, 861 nucleotides long. The record is from the annotation of a GenBank genome assembly. NCBI's taxonomy places the organism in Eukaryota, Euglenozoa, Kinetoplastea, Trypanosomatida, Trypanosomatidae.